ACUAAUGGCUCCCAGGCGUGCAGCGGGGCCAGACACACUGGAGCCGAGAGCCGAGCAGGAAUGCCACUACAAACACAGAGAGAGAGACUGACGGACGCAGAGAAGUGCUUGGAAAGAGAUUUUGCUGUGGAGGAGAUUGGAUGUGGAUUUGGAACAGCAGUCUGCCCAGUGUGUGUGUACAGUGCAGAGAAGAACGUUCCUGCCAUGCCCGGUUCCCCAGUGGAUGGAAAGACUCAUUCCAGACCAACCGUCUCCAUCAUGCCCCCUCUACCCUCCGUCAACCCCAGCGGACCUCGACCGGCAGCCUUCUCCACCACAGCAUUGACUAAUGGGAUCAAUCAUUCUCCACCGAUGCUCAACGCCAUUCCCUCGCCGCCUCAGCGCUACAGCAACGGACCCUCAUCAUCAUCUUCCUCCUCUCUGGCCAACCAGCAGCUUCCAGCCACCUGCGGCGCGCGACAGCUGAGCAAACUCAAGCGCUUCCUCACAACACUGCAGCAGUUCGGCAACGACAUCUCGCCCGAGAUCGGAGAGAGCGUCCGGAACCUGGUGCUGGCGCUGGUGAACUCCACCGUCACCAUUGAAGAGUUUCACUCCAGACUGCAAGAAGCUACAAACUUCCCCUUGAGGCCCUUCGUCAUUCCCUUCCUGAAGGCGAACCUGCCCUUACUGCAGAGGGAGCUUUUGCACUGCGCUCGAGCCGCCAAACAGACUCCAGCGCAGUAUCUGUCCCAACACGAACACCUCCUGCUCAGCACCAGCGUCCCGUCACCAGCCGACUCCACCGAACUACUGCUGGAGCCCAACGAGAGCAGCAAACGCCACAGUCCUAACAGGUACGAGCACAUAAUAUGUGACCCUGGAAAAGAGAAUGGUUUCCACGAGCGUCCUCCCGCCUCCCUGGAGCCUCCUGCCAAGCGAAUCUGCACCAUAAGCCCCGCCCCCAGACACAGCCCCGCCCACCCGCUGCAGCUCCCCGCCCACAUCCACCCGACUCCGCCCCCUCUGCAGCACUACGCGCUGGAUGACAUCAGCACACCGCACCUGUACAGAGAACCGCAGCGGAUCCUGGAGCUGAGGGAGCUGAAGGAGCGGCCGCGGCUGACAGGCAGUAACGGAGGCUACCGUGAGGAACCUGUAGACCACAGACUGACAGACAGAGAGUGGGCUGAAGAAUGGAGGCAUCUGGAUCAUGUGCUGAACUGUAUCGUGGACAUGGUGGAGAAGACGCGGCGUUCGGUGAGCGUUCUGCGCCGCUGUCAGGAGUCCGACCGCGAGGAGCUCAAUUACUGGAGGCGACGCUCCAACCCACACGACGACGGACGCAAGAACGGAUCGGCCGCAGGGAACGCCCCGUUCAGCAAGACACACAGCCCUCUGUCAGCCGAGGGAGUCAACGCAGACUCUCAGAGGGAUCUUCCCGUGCGUGCCGGCUCUGGCUACGUGCCUGAUGAGAUAUGGAGGAAAGCCGAGGAAGCGGUGAACGAUGUGAAGCGCCAGGCGAUGGACGAGGUGCAGAAGGCCGUCGCCGAGGCCGAGCAGAAAGCCUUCGAGAUGAUCACCGCCGAGAGAGCCAAGAUGGAGAAAACCCUCGCCGAGGCCAAGAGGAAAGCCACCGAAGAUGCCAUACAGGUCAUCAACGAGCAGGAAGACUCCAGCGAGUGCUGCUGGAACUGCGGCCGGAAGGCGAGCGAGACGUGCAGCGGCUGUAACGCGGCGCGAUACUGCGGUUCCUUCUGUCAGCACAAGGACUGGGAGCGGCACCAUCUCAUCUGCAGCCCGGGGCUCCAGGCGCAGCCCAAAUCCAUGUCACGCGUCCUGGCCAAAGCCAUCCCGAGUCCCAGCCUGGAGAAAACCUCCAGCACCUCCAGAGCAUCCACACCAGCCACCCCAGUGUCCUCCUCCACACCGGACACCGGCGGACACUGAGACACAGCAGACAGAGAGACACAUGGAUUUUAACCGCCGGAUGUGACAGAAGUAGGACGUUCAGACACACUUAUGGACAGAGGGACGUGUUUUUGGCACCGCUCUGCGUGACUCAGCGUGCAGAUAUGAUCCGUUUUACUUGCACAAACUGUUGUCAGUGAUUCGUGAGCGUUUGUGUGUGUGUGUGAGUGUGUGAUUGUUUCUGUAAAUACAAUAUCAGAGCAAUAUAAAGUGAUGGAUUCACCAAAGCAGUCAAUGCUGUGACCUGUUCAUGUUCAUCAUUAUUAUCCGACAGUGUUAUCAGAGCUGCCAUAGAGAAAGAGUGUGUGUUAAACGUGGGAAACAAACCCUGAUCAGGGUCCAGAUGUACAAUCAACAGCUUCCAGUACAGUUUAAUCCACCAAACCUGGUCUGUUUGUAUCCACGCGCAAAGCUCUGCCAUCUCAGGAGGAUGUUAUAUGUAUAUAAUUUAAUUUUUCGAGUCGAGGUGAGUCUUAGGCUGUUUCUUUUCUUUGAUUUCCACGUUGGCGUCUUCAGCUACCUUCGUUUCGUACGGUACACCACAUGAUGAAUUAUUUUUGUUUUGUUUAUUAUAAGAAUGUGUAAAAUAUAACGGUGCAAGAGAAUGUUUAUUUUGUGAGCUACUCUGUGACAUUCAUUUCUUUUCUUCAAGAAUUCUUGAAUAUUGGUAUGAAGUAGAUAUUAAAAAAUAAAGACAUUAAUGUGA
Cyprinus carpio (common carp) is the source of this 2656-nucleotide messenger RNA. Its product is annotated as CBFA2/RUNX1 partner transcriptional co-repressor 2. Gene Ontology annotation, molecular function: transcription corepressor activity. Gene Ontology annotation, biological process: negative regulation of DNA-templated transcription; DNA-templated transcription. The transcript is spliced from 11 exons. Gene Ontology annotation, cellular component: nucleus. The record is from RefSeq and is a predicted model, not a curated record. Lineage: Eukaryota; Metazoa; Chordata; Actinopteri; Cypriniformes; Cyprinidae. The coding region runs from base 61 to 1929 and encodes 622 amino acids.